AUGGCGAGCACUGUGGACUUGCGUCGUUUGAGGGGCUUCAAGGGCCGGAACCUGCUCCACCUCGCCGUGGAGGGAUCUUGCGUCACGGGGCGGCUGGACGUCUGCAGGUUCCUGGUCGAGGAGAAGGGCUUCGACGCCAACUCCACCUCUACGGAAGGCGAGACGCCCAUCUUCGUCGCCACCGACACCGAUUCCAGAUUACUGAACGGGGCCGAGAACGGCGUCGUCCCUCUUCUAACCUACUUCCUCGGCCGCGGCGGCGACCCGGCUGCACCCGACGCCAAGGGUUGCACGCCCCUGCACAAUGCCGCGCAGUACGGGCACAGUGAUGCUAUAAGACUGCUGCUGUCCAAGGGUGUUCCUGUGGAUCCUUUCUACCAUCAUGGGACGCCGUUGCACUUGGCUGCAGGGAACGGCCAUGACCAGGUUCUGAAGAUCCUGCUCGAGCAUGGUGCUGAUCCCAAUAAACUUAUCCGUCGUGUUACUCCGCUCCUGAUGGCAUGCGCUGGUGCCUCCUUGAAAUGCAUUAAGCUGUUGCUUGAGGCUGGUGCUGAUGUGAACUUCCAUAGUUCACCUGGACCAACUAUGUUAUUAGCUGCAGUUGGCGCUGGCUCAGCAGACGUUGUCAAUUUCUUGCUAGAGAUUGGAGCUGACCCUAAUGUUCAUGAUGGGUACGGGAAGUUCCCAAUCAUACUAGCAGCUGCUCAUGAGCGCCGUAAGCUUGUUGAAAUUUUACUCCCUCAAACAAAUCCAAUUCCAUCCAUGCCAGACUGGACCGUUGAUGGGAUUGUUAACACCAUGAAGAAUCUACCUCGGGAGAUGGUACUAGAACCAAUAGCUAAUGCAAAGUCACAAGGAAAGGAAGCAUUUGCAAAUGGCGACUACGGUAAUGCCGUCGACUGCUAUACGCGGAAGUAUGGAGCAGCGGUUGCUGCGUUCGAGGAAGCGCUGAAACUUGACCCUGCGAAUGAUGAGAUCAAGGAGGCGCUGCGGACGGUGAGAUCAAGGAGGCGUUAA
This is a messenger RNA of Miscanthus lutarioriparius, 1017 nucleotides long. NCBI's taxonomy places the organism in Eukaryota, Viridiplantae, Streptophyta, Magnoliopsida, Poales, Poaceae. The record is from the annotation of a GenBank genome assembly.